GUUUCGGCUGGGAAACAUGCGGACGACUUCGUCGGGGGCACAAUGCUGUUUUCCUCGAAGAGGGCGAAGAAGGUGUUUAGCUCGCUCGGCGCGAGGCGCUGGCUUUCCCGUUGUAAAUCCGUAUGGAGUCCCUGCCUCAGCCUACGCCUUGUAUCUGAGCCUUUGAAUUGCGACUCCACCUUGUCCCUGUAAUGUCGUUUUUCCUCUUUGAUUGCUGGAGGUCGCAACUGGUCUGUUUGUAGGCUACACAUCCAUUUCCCAGUCUCCUUGCAAUGAUUAAAUGCAGUGGCUUUCAGUUUUGCACGAAUGCUGCCAUCUAUCCAGGUCAUACAUAAAGUCGCUUGAAAUGUGCCUUUCGUCUAAUUAGGCAAGGAGUUCAAUGAUGGCUUUGUUUUGCAAUUCAAACUACUCGGCGCACGAAGCACUGAUGUAGGCUUUAACAGAGGGUCUGAACUCCCGGUGUUCCUGACAAGUAAAUAAAGCGCAACUCUCCUAAAAUGGAUUUGCUACCGAGAGCAGGGAGAGCCUGCAUUUGCGUGCGCAUUAGUUGUGACGUCGGGCAAACGAAUCACAAGACUGGAGGACCAGUAUUGAGCUGUGUUUCGGGUGUAUUUGUGUGUGACUGUGGAAACAUGUCGGCAAGGAUGGUGCACACCGGAGGACCCGUGUCAAUGAAAUCCACCAAAACUUAAAGAACCAGUGCAAAUUGUGCAAUUUCACCCUAUAAAGAAUUGGACAAACGCCGGCGACCAGUUUUACGAUUGUGUUAUCGGUCUACUGACUCGUGCGUUUUAUUCAGUGGCAGAAUUAUCCAAAACGAAUGUUGGAAGAAUAGUCUCCAAAAGUAGACACGGGACGUCGAAAGUGGAGAGAAGGUCUCGGCAGGUAGAGACGGCCGCUCGCUCUUGGAAUGUUAUCCGUACUCUCCUAUGGCAGACUGGUUGCGAGGGCUGUCCUUGGCGGACUCUCUCAAACUGAUGGUCGGGACUACAGUCUGGUCACCGCUAGCUGCGGAUUUGGGAAAGACUUUCGUAAGGGGAUCUUGAAGAAAGGGAUGUGUUACGGGGAUGACGCUUGUUUCAUUGCCCGGCAUAGGUCCGCUGACGUCUUGGGUGUGGCGGAUGGUGUAGGUGGAUGGAGGGACUACGGGGUGGACCCGUCCCAGUUCUCUGCCACCCUGAUGAGGACAUGUGAGCGACUGGUGAAGGAGGGCCGCUUCACCCCCAGCAGCCCUGUGGGCAUCCUCACCUCUGGCUACUAUGAGCUCCUACAAAACAAAGUACCCUUGCUUGGUAGCAGCACAGCAUGUAUUGUGGUCCUGGACCGAAGGAGCCACCAACUGCACACGUGUAAUCUAGGGGACUCUGGUUUCCUGGUGGUGCGAGGGGGAGAGGUGGUGCAUCGCUCCGAUGAACAGCAGCACUACUUCAACACCCCUUUCCAGCUGUCCAUCGCUCCCCCAGGGGCAGAGGGAGUGGUACUCAGUGACCGCCCUGAGGCCGCUGAUAGCGCCUCCUUCGAUGUCCAGCUGGGUGACAUCAUCCUGACCGCCUCGGAUGGCCUCUUCGACAACAUGCCCGACUACAUGAUCCUGCAAGAGCUCAAAAAGCUCAAGAGCGCCAACUAUGACAGCAUCCAGCAGACGGCACAGAGCAUUGCAAAGCAAGCACACGAACUGGCCUAUGACCCCAACUACAUGUCUCCUUUCGCUCAGUUUGCCUGUGACAAUGGCCUGAAUGUAAGAGGGGGGAAGCCUGAUGACAUCACGGUGCUGCUGUCCAUUGUGGCAGAAUACACAGACUAAGUGUGUGUGAUGCUUAUUGGAACCGUUUACUUCCCACCAUUCAAGUCUUCCACCUGCCUCCUUCUCAAGUGCACUGGUUCCUGUCGGACGGACUGCAGCCCCCCCCCCCCCCCCCCCCAUAUAUCCCCUCACUGACCUUCCUAUCUCACCGCCACAACAUGGAACACAAACUCCUCACCACAGAAUGUAGCUCGAUCUGUAUUCUUCCAUUUUGUUUUGGUACUGUAUUAGUGAGAGGAGGCAGGCAGCUAAGACUUUCUCGUGUUAAUUGUGAUGCACACGGUGUAGAACAGCACACUGCUUUCUUCCCCUUCUCCCAUAUCUUAUUUCAAAACAUCACUUAAUUGGGACAGACCGAAGUGCAGUCCUGAAUGCAAGGGGGGGGGUUGCUUUUGCGGGGAGGGACCCGAUACGGGGAUAGAGUUGGGCUUGGUCACCCUGAAACAAGCAGUGGUAUUCUAAGUAAAGUAAGCCAUGGUUUGUGGUUGUUAGGGAGAUUUGAAUGUCUGUGUUGUAAAUCUGUGUUGUAAAUGUCGUAGCUGCGUGAUGAUCUGUUCCAAGGCUUCUAUGUGUGUGGCUGGAUACUAAGACUGGGGAAUUGAGCAACUGUGUUGUUGUGGGUUUUAGAGAGGGUUGUGACUUGUAAUAAGAAAGGAUGUAGAUACAGUACGAGUUUGGUGAUGUUGUCUUAGACUUGUAUGAAGGGGUAGCUGGCCAGUACCAUUUACUAGCGCCUCUAGCAGGGAUUUCUCCAGAGUGUCACCUAUAGGCUAGUCUGAAAUGUCACCACAUUGAGGUUACUGAAAAGUUCUGUCAGUGCACACAGCCGCAUGGAUUUGUAAAUAUUGUUUGUUGUGAAACAAGGCAGUGUGUCUUCACUUUGACGCUGAUAAUGAUGCAAAGGAUGAUCAUUUUGCUUUGUGACAGAUGUGUACGAACGAGCAUUCACAAUCUAUAAAGGUAAAUAUUCUCAAUCCCUCUCUUCCGUGGGCCGAAAGAACCACGACAUUGACAUGGACCCGUUUGACCCGGUAAUAGUGUCAGAACUAUGACAGCAUGUCUGCGUGGCACGUCUUUGUCGACGUGUGUGCGUGCGUGUGCACUAAGUGGGUGUAGGUUCUUGUUUGAAUGUCUUUGCUGUUGAUACGUGUUAACUUGCGAAGCUAAUGCUAGCAUCUGGGAAUGCUUUCAACCGUACCAAUAGGGCAGGUAUGAAUUAUAUAUAUAUAUAUAUAUAAAAAAACAAAGAUUUAUUUUUAUAACUUUAAUGUUAUUAGUUUGAGAGCCAUGAUGUGACGGUUGAAAUGUGUCAUCCAACAUAUGGAUUCACCGUGUGAUUCUUUUGUGACGCCUUAUAUAGGUCCAUGGAUGGCAAAUACGAAUCAUACCAUCUUACUACUCAGUAGGAAUCAUACCAUCUUACUACUCAGUAGGAAUCAUACCAUCUUACUACUCAGUAGGAAUCAUAUGUGGUCUGUGUGGUGGGUGUGUCAUCUCUAAAAAAAUAUUUUUUCUAGAUUUGUUCUGUCUCCCAAUAAUGAUUUACUUGCUGCUUUUAUUUUGUCAGUUCAAUGUGUUUGACUGUACAUUAUUUACGUGAAUGGUGUGUGCGCCAUUUAGUUAUUUUUGAUCAUCCUGUACUGGUCUUGGCACGCUGUUGGUUUUUCUGCAUAAUAGCAGAAUACACACACACCUCUCUUCAUUGUUAGCCAGUGUUUGUUCUGUUAUGAUUAUGAAGCCAGUGCACCAAAGAGGAGUAUUCACUAUCUUUGCCCCAUUGAUUUCAUCUGGGUUUGGAGUAAAACAUGCACCAAUACUGUAACAUAAAAUGUCUCUGUAUUUUCACAUUGAGAGCAUAUCUGUCAAUCCGUUUGACAUGUAAUCUGUCAUUUUGCUUGUGGGGAAUGAUGCCCAGUUGUAUUUUCGGUGCAAAACAGUCAGAAGACUACUAAGGUGUCUUUUUAUUUGUGCCUAAAAUGCAAUGUGACCAGAACAGGGGCUUGGUUGUAUUGGCAUCUCUAGUUCUAUGUGACAGGUAGUCCGUGAGCAACCAACUACAAUGCAGUCUUUUGAAUCCUUAAAGAAACCAAAGAAGGAGAGCCAAACUUCACAAGCAUGACCAGGGUACAUUUUUUUUUCUCAUCUAAAACCUACAGUCAGGCUAACAUGGCGUAAUGGAGACCAAUUAAGUUGUCACUAUUUAUCAUCUUGCGUAGUUUUGCAUAAAAAUAAUUUGAAAGAACAUCAAGCAACCAUACAGGCAAGAUCAAUGGGUACAAUUAAAUGUAUGUUUGUGUACUAAAUACUAUUUCAAUUUGGUUUUAAGUUAAUUCUCUGUAGUCUUUGACUUCAUUUCAUGAAUAUCGUCUGUCCUAUGCAUUCUGUAUUUGCAUGACAAGCUGUCUUUGUCCCAGCUAUUUGAACUACUGGAAUUUGCUUACCUGCAAAGGUGCCACUGUCGCUCACAGCUUGCCUCUCCUCCAAAUGUCUGAUCAACUCCCCUUAAUUUAAAGGUUGUCCUUCAAACACUUAAAACAUGCACUGACGUUCAUUGGUCAUUCUCAUAUUUCCAGUUUGCUCUUUCCGCCAGUCUGUGGGGGUGCACUGUGUUAAUGAAUAAUUACCUGAUCUGAUUUUGAGACAGUCAAUGUCUAUGGUUUAAGGAGACACUGUGUUGAAGCAGGAAGGGCGAUGCAGGUUGAAGUGCUUUUAUUGAUAAUGGUGAGCACCGAUUCCGCCUUAACAAAUAGAUGUAUCUUGUAUGUUGCUCAAUGUCAAUUAAGUCCCUCUAAUUCUGUCCACGCUCUUGACAGUUUUUCAAUGGUGCUUCUGCUGUCAAGACGAGGUCUGUGUAUUUUUCUCUAAGCAAUGUUUGUGAGUAUGAAAGCUACAUGUGUGUGCGCAGUGUAAUAAUGCAGGACUAGAUUCCGUAAAUGUGUUUUCAAAGUUGCAAAAUAUUUAAAUAAAGAAUAUAGUAUUUAUACUAAGA
Molecule: messenger RNA, 4793 nt
Organism: Oncorhynchus gorbuscha (pink salmon)
Lineage: Eukaryota; Metazoa; Chordata; Actinopteri; Salmoniformes; Salmonidae
Product: protein phosphatase PTC7 homolog
Exons: 6
Coding region: 911-1804 (297 amino acids)
Source: RefSeq, a predicted model, not a curated record